UCUCCAGGUGUGUCUGGUGUUAGGGAUGAUGUGUCCUUGUCAGCGAAUGAGGGAGAUUCAGUCACUCUCCACACUGGUGUUAAAACAGACCAACAAGAAAAGAUUAGAUGGUAUUUUAGGGACAUUCGCAUCGCUGAAAUUACUGGAGAUUUCAGUUUUAUCUGUACAGAUGUUCAGUGUAAAAAUAGUGAUGGGAGAUUCAGAAACAGACUGAAGCUGGAUCAUCAGACUGGAUCUCUGACCAUCAAAGACACCAGAACCACAGACGCGGGAGUUUAUAAACUAAAGAUCAUGAAAAACGGAAGAGACACUGAAAAGAUCUUCAUUGUUUUUGUUCAUGGUUUUUUCAGUGUUGAUACAAAUGAAGAAUCAGCGUUUGUGAUGGAGGGAGAUUCAGUCACUCUAUACACUGAUGUUAAAACAAACCAACAAGAAAAGAUUAGAUGGUAUUUUAAUGAAACUCGCAUCGCUCAAAUCACUGGAGAUCAGACUAAUAUCUGUACAGAUGUUCAGUGUAAUGAAGGUACUGAGAGAUUCAGAGGCAGACUGAAGCUGGAUCAUCAGACUGGAUCUCUGACCAUCAUGAACACCAGAGAACCGGACUCUGGAGUUUAUCGUCUACGGAUCAUCAGCAGCAGCAACAUCAAUGAAAAUAUCUUCAUUGUUGCUGUAUAUGGUGAGUCAUCAUGUUUAAAA
Molecule: messenger RNA, 696 nt
Organism: Sinocyclocheilus rhinocerous
Lineage: Eukaryota; Metazoa; Chordata; Actinopteri; Cypriniformes; Cyprinidae
Exons: 2
Source: RefSeq, a predicted model, not a curated record